CCUCAAGCUAGCGCUUCACCUCCCGCCAACUUUCUUGAUCAUGAUUUCGACUACCAAAUCACAAUCUUUCUCUGUUAGAUUCCCCUUAAAGUGGUACUAGGCGGGACUCUUUGACGCGGUCAGGCGGUCCUCGCCUUCAUUGCGCGCUUGCAAAGCACUCGCACCUGAGGUGCCUGCAGCCGUUCAAACUUCACACUCGUUUGCAGACCAUGAUAAUCAGAAUCCGGCGCCCCCGUGCGCUGGGUCAGCCCCUCGUUUUUGUUUCCAUUACACUGGUCAUACUUGCUGCGGCAAGUUUUCUUCUCAGAAGCCAACAAUACAAGUCGAUACAACUGUCGGAAGCAACGGACUUCACCAAGCCGCCGCCCUUGGAUGGCACAACAACUACGCAGGUUCAUGUGAUACACUCCGACACUGAGGUUGAUAGUCUCCAGGAAGUACCGACACAGGAGGAGUUCGAGGAGGAGAGUAGGAAGCUGUUGGAUGAUCCUGAGGAGGGCGCAAUCUACGGAAACACACUCGAGACACUCAUCGAUAAAAACAAGCGAACGGCCCAACAGAACAAGUUCCUCACAAGAUCAGGAAGCGAGGUGCCCUAUAGUAUCGAUGAGCCGUAUAUCUUCAACCCAUAUCCACGAUACAACAGUCGAGCCUGGAAGUCGUCGCACUCCGCCUAUACACCAUGCCUGGGCCCAACCGGGAAAGAGGUUGAGGAUAUCCACGUCUUCAAAGGGCAUCCAUCCAGGUUCCCUGAGCCUGGUUUCGGUAGCUACGAUCUUUUGGGAAUUGACAAGAAUCUUUGCUUUGAACGAAGGACUCGAUUAGGCCCGUACGGGGUGGCGCCCAUGGAGGAUAAGGAUGGGCUGCCGUUUGAUUGGGAGACGGCGGACUGGGGAGAGCUUCAGUUGCAGUGUUUGCACAAGAACAAAGGUCGAUUUGCGACGGAAUAUCCUGCCAACACCUUCUCCGACGGCGACAGCGGGUUCCAUGUGGCGACAGAAAGAAAACACAAGGCAGACGGACCUGCAGACUCAAUUAUGAAGAACAUGAAACGAUGGUGGACUCCGAAAAAGCAAUAUGGAUCGCUGACGAACAUGACGGGUAGAACCGACAAGUCGGCAACGGAACUAAGAAGCGCUGUUCUUCUUCGCUCUUAUACGGGGAAGAAAUACACAGAGAACGACAAGCAAGUUAUCAGAUCCAUGGUGACAGAGCUGAGCUUGCGAACAGGAGGACAAUAUCAGGUCUUCCUUUUCGUUCAUGUCAAGGAGAACCGCGACAUUUGGUCGGACGACGAAGCAUAUGAAGACAUAUUGGAUACCGCGGUCCCUGUCGAAUUCAGAGGGAUGACGGUACUUUGGGAUGAGGCAUCCAUGAAGUUGGUAUAUCCUAAACUGAGCAAGGAGGCGAUCCAAGUCCACAACGCACAGUUUCUGUCUGUUCAAGUAUUCAUGCAAAAGUUCCGAGAGUACGAUUUCGUAUGGAAUUGGGAGUUGGAUAGUCGUCUGACUGGCCAUCAUUACGACUUUUUGACUAAACUUGUUGAUUUUAGCAGGAAGCAACCAAGAAAGGGGCUAUGGGAGCGAAACGAACGGUUUUAUAUCCCAUCUUACCAUGGCGAUUACGACACGGUAUUCCGCAAGAGCGUUGAACAGGCGGCUGGCCAGGAUUCCAUAUGGGGUGCCCCUCACUUACCCGUCGUCAACCCAAUCGGGCCAAAACCACCACUUCCAGCACCAGAGCUGGAUCGAUACGAGUGGGGUGUCGGCGAGGAAGCUGAUCUCAUUACCCUGUCGCCGAUGUUCAACCCUAUAGACAGCAACUGGGUUCUGCGCGAUCAAGUGUGGGGUUACCAAUCUGACGCCUUCCCAGGCAAAGAUCUCCCUCGCAGGGCAACCAUCAUCACGCAAGUGCGAUUAUCGAGGAAGCUGGUCGAUGCCAUGCACGCCGGGAAUCUGAGGGGAAAUCACGUCGGCUCCGAGAUGGUAGCCCCGACUACCGCUUUGGUCCACGGACUCAAAGCGGUGUACGCUCCGAUGCCCGUGUUCUUCGACCGGCCAUGGAACGGUACCCAGCUGGCGCGAUGGUUCAACGGUGGACCGCGGGGGCAGAGCGGCGGGUUGGGUAGCGCGAUGGGAUGGGGCAGAGAAGGGAGGUUCCAGGGUGCCACGUGGUACUUCCGCGCCGUCCCGCCGCCACGGUUGUAUAACAACUGGAUGGGAUAUGAAGAUACGGGCGUCGGUGGCACCGAGUGGGAGCGCAGUCAUGGUCGGCCGUGCCUGCCUGCCAUGUUUCUCCAUCCGCUCAAGGACGUCAGGCCGACACCGAAGGGGUAUACAUCUGAGUCGAGGUUGCCGUACUAAAUAUAUUAACGUUGAUGUUUGAAAGAGAUGUAGGCACAAUUAUGCUUGAUCGAGAUAAGAAGGGAUAAUGUCACACGUGUUGACUGUCUGAGUCUUGUGAC
Neurospora crassa OR74A is the source of this 2464-nucleotide messenger RNA. RefSeq lists its product as hypothetical. The coding region runs from base 210 to 2363 and encodes 717 amino acids. The record is from RefSeq and is a predicted model, not a curated record. The transcript has 2 exons. Lineage: Eukaryota; Fungi; Ascomycota; Sordariomycetes; Sordariales; Sordariaceae.